AUGGCAACUAUCCAAAUUCGCGAAGCGACACAACAACUUGUUAAGAGACAGAACUGGGCAGCUCGUGAGCCUGGUGUCAUUGUUGUAUUCGCCAUUGUCUUCAUCGUAGCAUCUGGUCUUAUCGGUCUUCAAAUAUCUCGAUGGAUCGCUCGCUAUAAAGAAAAGCAAGCAGCAAAGCGUUCCACUGUCUGA
Messenger RNA from Botrytis porri, 192 nucleotides. RefSeq lists its product as uncharacterized. Bases 1 to 192 code for a protein of 63 amino acids. The transcript has a single exon. The record is from RefSeq and is a predicted model, not a curated record. Lineage: Eukaryota; Fungi; Ascomycota; Leotiomycetes; Helotiales; Sclerotiniaceae.